AUUUUUGGCGGAGCGAUACAUUCUCAUAUAGGUAGGACAAUUGUUUGGAUUUGUCAGCCUUUCACAUAUUGUUCAAUUCUAUCCAAGGGAGAUCGAAGAAUGGUCGAUGUAUAUUGGCUCAACAAGCUGAUGGCUUUCAGGAUACGUUGGUGUGGUAAUACUGUGUAGUCAGUCGCUCGCUAGACGUACAUAUCGGUAUUGCGCAGCUGGUGUCAUAAUUCGAACAUUCUCGUUGAGAGAUAGCAUAGACUAUACUGAAGACUCCGUCACGAUUUAUCACCUCCUUCACUGAAUAUCACAUCUCAAUUAUAUCAACUACUAUGUACGAUUCCAUGUCACUUCUCAUAAGAUAGUUCUUGUUGACAGUGUUUCCAAUAUUCCGCACUGCAGUCUAGUUGAAGAUUCCGAGUUUGAAAGUUUGAGAACAGCAUUAACAGAUUUGUUGUUUUCACUAUCUGGAAAUAAUCUCGACGUUUGAAGCUCCCUUAACAACUACAACUAUUCAAACAACUCCUCAACAUGACGUCUAAUCCCACCUCCACAAUUCCCAUUAUCGACUUUGCUCCCUUUCUACAUCCCACCUCUCCAACAUCUCGUCUCGAAACUGCAAAAGCCCUCGUCAAUGCUUGUCGUCAUUUCGGUUUUGUAUACAUCAUGAAUCAUGAUGUCCCCUCCUCAUUGCUCGAAGAAGCUUUUGCAAUGACGAAACAACUGUUCGACCUUUCACACGAGGCAAAAAUGCAAGCGCCGCAUCCACCCGGUCCAAGCGUUCAUAGAGGAUACUCGUAUCCGGGGUUGGAGAAGGUAUACCAGGUCAUUAGUGACAACGCUGAGUUAGGAGAGAAGAUGAGAGGGGUGAAGGAUUGUAAAGAAAGUUAUGAAAUCGGCUCCGAACAAAAUGCCUCUCAACCAAAUAUUUGGCUCCCCGAAUCCACACUCCCAGAUUUUCACUCCUUCAUGCAAUUCUUCUACCACCGUCUGUCCACCACCGCUAAAACGAUACUCCUAGCCCUCGGCACAGGACUAGAGCUUCACAACCCCUCCUUACUUGCAGAUUUCCAUUCCGGGCAUACCAAUCAACUACGACUCCUCCACUAUCCUCCCAUCCCCGCCUCUGAAAUCGAAACCGGACUUGCAGUAAGACUACCAGCCCACACCGAUUUUGGAAGUAUCACCAUGGUAUUUCAAGACGAGUGCGGAGGAUUGGAAAUCGAGCAUCCGAAGAAACCUGGUGAAUUCAUCAGAGCGGAUCCGGUUCAGAAUGCUAUCGUGAUGAAUAUAGGUGAUCUACUUAUGAGAUGGACUAAUGAUGAUCUCAAAUCCUCACUCCAUCGCGUACAACUCCCCCACUCAACCUCUCGCUACACAAUCACCCAGGAAGGAGUAAGAAUGACACAAGCGCGUUAUUCCAUUCCAUAUUUCUGCGGACCGGAUACGGAUAAAUCUAUAGAAGUUUUCAAGGAAUGUGUAUUGGAGGGAGAGAAGAAGAAGUACGAACCAAUUGUGGUUGGAGAAUAUUUCAAAAUGAGAAGCGCGUUGGCGUAUCAGAGUUAGGUUGAGUUAUGAGGAUUCUGAGUGAGAGGUCAAGAGGUAAUGGGGAGAUGGUUGUGCGAGUUGUGACUUUCUGUGGUUGGAAAGUGUUGAUCGAUUGGUGUUGUUGCUUGACAAAAUAUGAGACAGAAAUAUUGAAGUUGCUUGUUUUGCCACCGUCAGUUAAUCUUGGGAACAAAGCUAUACGAAAUCGAGUGAUCGAUGCUUGCAAGUUUUACAAGUACAUUCUUUCUCUUCCUAAUCAAUCCCGAAUGGAUC
Botrytis porri is the source of this 1809-nucleotide messenger RNA. RefSeq lists its product as uncharacterized. NCBI's taxonomy places the organism in Eukaryota, Fungi, Ascomycota, Leotiomycetes, Helotiales, Sclerotiniaceae. The record is from RefSeq and is a predicted model, not a curated record. The transcript is spliced from 3 exons. Gene Ontology annotation, molecular function: dioxygenase activity. The coding region runs from base 520 to 1554 and encodes 344 amino acids.